Messenger RNA from Pelagomonas calceolata, 1236 nucleotides. The record is from the annotation of a GenBank genome assembly. NCBI's taxonomy places the organism in Eukaryota, Pelagophyceae, Pelagomonadales, Pelagomonadaceae.
AUGGGCCGCGCCGCCCGCACCAAGACCUCGAAAGCCGCGGUCAAGCACACGCUCAAGCACGCGAGAUCCCCGGAGGGCCUCGUCGUGGGCAUCGAGGCCCUGGGCCUCCACGAGGCGGCGAGCGACGACGAGGACCUCGAGGCCGUGGCGGCGUCGCUGAGCAGCUCGGUCGACGCCGUCGCGGCGUCGCUCGCCACGUCCGGCCUGGGCAGCGGCCUCGGCAGCGGCAUGGACACGACGCACCACGGCCGCGAGCGGCGGCCCGCGCCCGGCCCCACUCCCCAAAAUCCGACGACGCUCGAGGACGAGUUCCUCGAGCACGGCGUCCGCGUCGUCGAGGGCGACUGGGCCGCGCCACGCCGCGCGGGCGCCCGCGCCGUGGGCCUGGCGCGCCUCGAGGCGGCGGGGCUGGCCGUGACGGCCGUCGCCUUUCUGGACCCGCGCGACGCGGCCUUCACGUGCGUCGUGGGCCAGGGCGCCGUGCCGCUCGACGCGCUGCUGCGCGACGCGGCAAUCGCCAAGGCCCACCACGGGCCGCUCGCGGGGGCGCACUGCGUCGACGUCGCGGCGCUGUCGCCGCCGCGGCCGCCGCCGCCCGUCGAGAUCGGCAUCGCGCCGCCCGCGCGCCAGACCCUCGCGGACCUCUACGGCUUCGCCUACGCGGCGCGGCCCGUCGAAGCGUCGCACGUCGACGGCGACGUCGUGCGCCGGUCCGUCUCCCCGCACGUCUACCUGCGGAAGCUCGCGCGCGCCCGCGCCUUCGCGACGCUCCUGACGCACGCGGCGCUGUCCGCGAUGGUGAGCAGCGGCGACACGCGCAUCGACGCGCUCGUGACGGUGGCCGCGGCGCGGCGCCACCGGCGGCAGCGCCGGCGGGCCCGGGAGGCGGUCAGGAUGGCGUCGAAGGGCCGCUGCACGGCCGCGUCGUUCUUCAGGCGGUUCGUGGCGCUGCGCCGGGCGACGCUGGUCCCGCCGCCCGCUGCGAGCGCGAGCCGCUUUCCGCCGCCGCCCGUGCGCGCGGCGCAGCCGAACGCGCUGGACCUCGGGCGGGCCCAGGCGGCCGUGCUGGGCGUCGCGCCGCCGGCGACGCCGCCGCCGAGCCAGCGGUCGCCCGACGCGGGCCCGCGGUCCGCGCCGGAACUGCCCGCGCGGCGGCGGGGCCGGCUCGACCCCGGGGCGGACUCGAGGUUCCUCACGUGGGGCGACGACUACUCGCCGCCGCAGUCGACUCGGUGA